AUGAGAAACGUUGUUCAAAAAUAUUUAUAUAGAAACUAUUUAAAAUUAAAUUAUAAAAAUAAGUUUUUUAGUUUAAAUAAGAAAUGUAAUUUCUCUGGAUAUAAGAUUUAUAAUGAUGGAUUAACUCAUAGUGAAUUUUCCACUGAAUUGAAAACAGUAAAAGAAUCUAUAAAAAUGCCUAUAUUUCGCAUAUUAGAUACGAAUGGAAAUUUAUUAGAUGGUCAUAAACCUCCAUUUGAAGAGGAAGAAAUAGUAAAUAUUUACAAAGAUAUGGUAGAAUUUUCCAUAUGGGAUGAAAUAUUUUAUGGUAUACAAAGACAAGGACGUAUUUCUUUUUAUAUAGUAAAUGAUGGAGAAGAAGGAUUGCAAUAUGGGAUGGGAAAGGCAUUAACUGUAGAUGAUCAUUUAUACUGCCAAUAUAGAGAAACAGGAGUUUUACUAUCUAGAGGUUUUGAUUACACUAAUAUACUUAAUCAACUUUUUGGAACUAAAUACGAUGAAGGGAAAGGUAGACAAAUGUGCAUAAGCUAUACAAAAAAAAAACUGAAUAUUCAUACAAUUACAACUCCCUUAGCAUCACAAUUACCUCAUGCUGCUGGAUGUGGUUAUGCAUUAAAGUUAAAAAAUAAAAAGGCAGUUGCUGUUGCAUUUUGCGGGGAUGGAUCAUCAUCUGAAGGAGAUUUUCAUGCCGCUGUCAAUUUUGCAUCAGUAAGGCAAUCACAAACAAUGUUUGUUUGUAAAAAUAACCUAUAUGCUAUAUCCACAUCUGUUAAAGAUCAAUAUAGAGGAGAUGGAAUUGCUCCUAGGGCAAUAGCUUUGGGAGUAGAAUCAGUUAGAGUUGAUGGAAACGAUUUAUUUGCUAGUUACUUAGCUACUAAAAAAUUAAGAGAUAUUUGUAUUAACGAGUCCAAACCAGUUUUUAUUGAAUUCAUGGCAUAUAGAUAUGGUCACCAUAGUACAUCAGAUGAUUCAUCCUUAUACAGACCAAAAGAAGAGAAUGAGGCAUGGAGAAAAGAGGGUGUUCAUCCUAUAAGUAGAUUAUUUUUAUAUUUAAAAAAUAAUAAUUUAUACAGUGAAAAAGAAGAUCAAUUGCAUAGAAAAAGUGUUAAAGAAAAAGUAUUAAAAGAAUUAAAAAAAUAUGAGAAAAUUAAAAGAUAUAACAUUGUAGGAGGAUUGUUUGAAGAUGUUUAUCAUGAUGAAGAUUGGAACUUAAAGGAACAAAGAGAGAAUUUUGAAAAGUUUUUCAAAGAAAAUAAAAAAUAUUAUGAUACAUCAAAGUUUGAUAAUUAA
Plasmodium gallinaceum is the source of this 1290-nucleotide messenger RNA. RefSeq names its product 2-oxoisovalerate dehydrogenase subunit alpha, mitochondrial, putative (gene BCKDHA). Gene Ontology annotation, biological process: branched-chain amino acid catabolic process. Gene Ontology annotation, molecular function: oxidoreductase activity, acting on the aldehyde or oxo group of donors, disulfide as acceptor. The coding region runs from base 1 to 1290 and encodes 429 amino acids. Lineage: Eukaryota; Apicomplexa; Aconoidasida; Haemosporida; Plasmodiidae. The transcript has a single exon. The record is from RefSeq and is a predicted model, not a curated record.